AUGGCUAAUGGCCUUCAAGUCACGGUGCUUGACAAGAAGAAGGUGGCCAUGCUCUUUCAGCCCACUGUGCUUCGCUGCCACUUCUCCACGUCCUCCCAUCAGCCUGCAGUCGUGCAGUGGAAGUUCAAAUCCUACUGCCAGGAUCGCAUGGGGGAGUCCUUGGGCAUGUCCUCUCCCCGGGCCCAGUCUCUCAGCAAAAGAAACCUGGAAUGGGACCCCUACUUGGAUUGUUUAGACAGCAGGAGGACUGUUCGAGUGGUAGCUUCAAAACAGGGCUCAACCGUCACCCUGGGAGAUUUCUACAGGGGCAGAGAGAUCACGAUUGUGCAUGAUGCAGAUCUUCAAAUUGGAAAACUCAUGUGGGGAGACAGCGGACUCUAUUACUGUAUCAUCACUACCCCUGAUGACCUGGAGGGCAAAAAUGAGGACUUGGCAGAGCUGCUUGUGUUGGGCAGGACAGGGCUGCUUGCUGAUCUCUUGCCCAGUUUUGCUGUGGAGAUUAUGCCAGAGUGGGUGUUUGUUGGCCUGGUGAUCCUGGGAGUCUUCCUCUUCUUCGUCCUGGUGGGGAUCUGCUGGUGCCAGUGCUGCCCUCACAGCUGCUGUUGCUACGUCCGCUGCCCGUGUUGUCCAGAUUCCUGCUGCUGCCCUCAGGCCUUGUACGAAGCAGGGAAAGCAGCAAAGGCUGGGUACCCUCCCUCUGUCUCCGGUGUCCCCGGCCCUUACUCCAUCCCCUCUGUCCCCUUGGGAGGAGCCCCCUCAUCUGGCAUGCUGAUGGACAAGCCGCAUCCACCUCCCCUGGCAUCAAGUGACUCCACUGGAGGAAGCCGCAGUGUUCGCAAAGGUUACCGGAUUCAAGCUGACAAAGAGAGAGACUCCAUGAAGGUCCUGUACUACGUUGAGAAGGAGCUGGCUCAGUUUGAUCCAGCCAGAAGGAUGAGAGGCAGAUAUAACAACACCAUCUCUGAACUCAGCUCCCUGCAUGAGGAGGACAGCAACUUUCGCCAGGCCUACCACCAGAUGAGAAGCAAGCAGUUCCCUGCGUCCGGGGACUUGGAGAGCAAUCCUGACUACUGGUCAGGUGUCAUGGGGGGCAGCAGUGGGGCAAGCCGGGGGCCCUCAGCCAUGGAGUAUAACAAAGAGGACCGGGAGAGCUUCAGGUAGGGCCAGCAGCGCUCCAAGUCGGAGAUGCUGUCCCGGAAGAACUUCGCCGCGGGAGUGCCGGCCGUGUCCAUGGACGAACUGGCGGCCUUCGCCGACUCGUACGGGGCGCGCUCCCGCCGGGCCGACGGCGACAGCCACGAGGCGCGGGGCGGGGGCCGCUUCGAGCGCUCGGAGGCGCGCGCCCUCGGGGGCUUCUACGCGGACGGCUCGCCGGAGGAGUACUACGGCCCGCGGAGCCGCAGCCGGGAGCCCCUGGGCGACGCAGGCCGCGCCUGGGCCCCCAGCACCCCGCGCCGGCGGCCCGACGACGCGCCCCUGCCGCGCCUGGUGAGCCGGACGCCGGGCACGGCCCCCAAGUACGAGCACGGGCCCCGGGCCGGCGGCCUGGAGCGCCAGACGCGGCCCGAGGGCGCCAGCCGCGGCGGCAGCCUGGAGACGCCGUCCCGCCUGAGCGCGCAGCUCGGCCGUCGCAGCGCCUCCUACUACGCCUGGUCGCCGCCCUCCACCUACAAGGCGGCCGCGCCGGAGGACGACGAGGACGACUCCGCCGACGACGACGCGCUGCCGCCCUACAGCGAGCGCGAGCUGACCCGGGGCCCGUCCUACCGCGGCCGCGACCUGCCCUACCACAGCAGCUCGGAGAAGAAGCGCAAGAAGGAGCCCGCCAAGAAAACGAGUGACUUUCCAACCAGGAUGUCCCUUGUGGUCUGA
This is a messenger RNA of Odobenus rosmarus divergens (Pacific walrus), 1872 nucleotides long. It is a transcript of the gene ILDR2, whose product is annotated as immunoglobulin-like domain containing receptor 2. Gene Ontology annotation, cellular component: membrane. Lineage: Eukaryota; Metazoa; Chordata; Mammalia; Carnivora; Odobenidae. The transcript has 9 exons. Gene Ontology annotation, biological process: pancreas development. The record is from RefSeq and is a predicted model, not a curated record.